This is a messenger RNA of Dermatophagoides farinae (American house dust mite), 1386 nucleotides long. Its product is annotated as G patch domain-containing protein 11. The record is from RefSeq and is a predicted model, not a curated record. Gene Ontology annotation, cellular component: kinetochore. NCBI's taxonomy places the organism in Eukaryota, Metazoa, Arthropoda, Arachnida, Sarcoptiformes, Pyroglyphidae.
UUAUGAUGAUGAUUAUGAUAAUGAAUGUCUGUACAUUGUUUGUUUAUAUUGCCAUCGAUCGAUUGAUUAUUGCUAAAUAUCGAUAAAUGGAGUUAUCACAAAUGUAAAAAAUUUCGUAACUUUAAAUUCUCAUUAUUAUGGAUCAUUGGUCCAGAAAAAAAAUUUAUUCAAUUCGAUUUUGGUUCGAGGACACUUUCAAGAACGGCGCGCGUGAUUGUAAACAAACAAUUUACUGCUAUAUAUAAUUACGUUGUUGAUGAAUGGCACCGCAUAAAUACGAUCGAAAAUCUUUGUUGAUGGAUCAAAGUUUCAAAACAAUUUUAUUUUUGCAUCAUUAAAAUUAAAUUAAAUCAAAUCCAAAUAUUGUCAACAACAACAUUAUCAUGAGUAUUUCAUCGAAAACGAGUAAAUUUGUUGUUGGUGUUGAUAACAAAAAACAUGAUGCCGCCCCCAACGACAACGGCGACGAUGAUGAUGAUGAUUAUAUGUCAGAUAAAUUUCUAAUCAAUGAUAAUUCGAGCCAAAAAACAUCAUUAUUACAUAGUCAUAAACAAAAAUAUGAACAUGAAAGAUAUAAACGGCGUAUGGAAUGUCAACCAAAAUCUAAACAAAUAAUAAAAGCAAUGGAAGAAGAAAAACGACAGGCCGGCCUUUCGAAACCGUUAUUGGAUCCAGAGAAUAAAGGAUUUCGUUUAUUACAGAAAAUGAUGACAAAAACAAAUGAUAAGAUUGGUUCGUCAUCAUCAUGUGAUCAAGAAACGAAUUUAAAACGAAAAACGGUUGAACAAUUAAUAAUGGAACGACGACCAAUCGAUAUUGAACUACGAAUUGGCCGUAAAGGUCUUGGACAUGAAUCAUCAGUGCGAAAUAAACGCUUGAAAUCAGAAUCAAUAAAUAAAGAUAACAAACGAAAUUUCGAUCAAAUUGAUCAAGAUAAAUUUCUUCGUUAUCGUGUGGAAAAAUCGGAAAAAUUAUUGGCGAAAAAAGAUUAUUUUUCAUUACAAAAAAUUUGUUAUAAUCUAGAUCAUCAAUCGAACGAAUCAAUCACUGGGUCACCACCACCACCACCACAAGAAGAAUGGUAUUGGCCUAAAGAAUUUUUAGCUGCUCUUAGAGCGAAAAAUGAUGACGAAGAAAAUGAAGAUGAAAAAAUGGAUGAAGAUGAGGAUGAUGAUGAUGAUGAGAAUGAAAUUGAUUAUCAAGAACGAUUAGAACAACUGGAUCAUUAUGUUCGUUCAGAAUAUUUUUAUUGUCUUUGGUGUGGCUGUCGUUAUGAUUCAAAUGAUGAUCUCAUCGAUAAUUGUCCUGGCAAUACACGACAAUUGCAUUGAUUUUUUUUAUUAUUAUUUGUUACAUUUUGUACAAAAUAAAUUCAUUUAAAUUAAA